Solanum verrucosum is the source of this 1102-nucleotide messenger RNA. RefSeq names its product protein TILLER ANGLE CONTROL 1-like. Gene Ontology annotation, biological process: morphogenesis of a branching structure. NCBI's taxonomy places the organism in Eukaryota, Viridiplantae, Streptophyta, Magnoliopsida, Solanales, Solanaceae. The transcript is spliced from 5 exons. The coding region runs from base 54 to 890 and encodes 278 amino acids. The record is from RefSeq and is a predicted model, not a curated record.
AUUCCCACUACUCAAUCAAUUGAACAAAUCACAAAAGAGAAAAAAAAAACCCAAUGAAGAUCUUCAAUUGGGUGCAUCGCAAAUUUCAUCAAAAAGAUGGGAGGAAAGAUAUUGAUGAACUAAAGAUUAGCAAUGAAAUUAUUGGUCAUCAUGACACACAAAUUCUUCUUCAAGAUGCCUCAUUUGCACAUAUGUUAGACAUUUGGAAUGGAGGACUACUUACAAUUGGCACAUUUGGAUUUGAUCCACUCAUGAAAAAUGUUCAAGAUCAACAAAGUGUCAUAGACAUUGAAUCCCUAGAGGAAGAGGAAGAAUUAGAAGAAGAAGAAUACUAUUCAGUGGAAAAUGAAAUUCAAGAAUGUGAAAUUCCAUUUAAUGAUCAUGAGGGAAUUAAUGAAGAAUUGUACCCUUUAAUAUAUGCAAAUAUUGGAGAUGAAAUGAUUUAUAAUGAGGACAUUAUUGAGUCAAACAACAACUCAUCUACUGAUCAGACCAAUACUAAGAUGAUGAAAAAAGAAAGGAUCACUCUAGCAGAUUUGUUCUCUGCUGAUUCUGAUCAUCAUCACCGUAAGGCAGAUCGUCGUUCUGCAAACAAAAUUACAGAGUCAGACAUUUUCACUAAAAAGUCUAAUUCGUCUCCACAAGUCAAAAAUGGACUUUCUUUCGCCAAAAAGCUCAUUCCACGUGUCAAGGACGAGCCGAUCCAAAAGCUACAAAAAUUGAUGACGAAAGUGUUGAAAAGGAAGGUUCAUCCAGAUAUUGAAACCAAAUUGGGCAAAAACAACAGUCAAGUGAAAGCAGGUAGCAUGCUUGGUCUUUCAUGCGUUAAACACGUCAGGGUUGAAUCAUCUGUUUCUCUUCUCCUAACUGAUCAAGAUCUCACGGCCUAAGCUGACCUAUUCCAAUUCAAUUACUUGCUUUCAUUGGCUUGGGGAUGAAAUGAAUGAAUUAAUAAUGUUUGUAAGAUUAUUGUUUUAAUUGUUUGUAAAAUUUUCAAUAUUGUGAACAGCAAGAUCAUGUGAUCCUGUUAUUUUUCAUGGCUUUUGGCCUGUGUCGUGUGUGACAAAAAGGUUUUAAUAUUGGUGUUGAAUUUAGGGUUUGA